GGUGGUGGUGGUAGUAGCUGCUGGAAACCUCCUUUAGAGAAGAAGAGGGGAAAAGCAAGGGGAGGGGAGAGAGAAAGAGAGAAAGAGACUGAGAGAAAGCGAGGUGCCACCCACUCUGAAAUCUUCUCUGGUGGCUGGGGGGUGGCUUUGGGGCACAGAAAAAAAAGAAAGGAGACAACCCCCCCCCCCACCAGCCAGAGACAAAAGAAGGAUUCAUGUUCAAAGGUCCAGCAGAUACCAAACCUGAAGCAGCCAUGUCUGAGCUGGUGCCAGAGCCCAGGCCAAAGCCAGUGGUGCCAAUGAAACCUGUUGGUAUUAAUUCUAACCUUCUGGGCUACAUUGGGAUCGACACCAUCAUAGAGCAAAUGCGCAAGAAGACCAUGAAAACUGGAUUUGACUUCAACAUUAUGGUUGUAGGACAAAGUGGGCUGGGAAAAUCAACACUUGUGAACACCUUAUUCAAAUCCCAAGUCAGUCGCAAAUCUUCAGGCUGGAACCGUGAGGAAAAGAUUCCCAAGACAGUGGAAAUCAAGGCAAUUGGGCAUGUUAUUGAAGAAGGUGGUGUCAAAAUGAAGUUAACAGUUAUUGAUACCCCUGGAUUUGGUGACCAGAUCAACAAUGAAAACUGCUGGGAACCCAUAGAGAAAUAUAUCAAUGAGCAAUAUGAGAAAUUCCUGAAGGAAGAGGUGAAUAUUGCAAGAAAGAAACGAAUCCCAGACACAAGAGUUCACUGUUGCCUCUACUUUAUCUCACCUACAGGUCACUCCUUGCGACCUAUAGAUAUGGAAUUCAUGAAACAUCUGAGCAAAGUUGUAAACAUCAUCCCAGUAAUUGCCAAAGCAGAUACCAUGACCCUGGAGGAAAAAACAGAGUUCAAACAGAGGGUCCGCAAGGAAUUAGAAGUCAACGGAAUUGAGUUUUAUCCCCAGAAAGAGUUUGAUGAGGACCUUGAAGAUAAGACAGAGAAUGACAAAAUCAGGCAGGAAAGUAUGCCAUUCGCAGUUGUAGGGAGUGACAAGGAGUAUCAAGUGAAUGGGAAAAGGGUCCUGGGCAGGAAGACACCUUGGGGAGUCAUUGAAGUGGAAAAUCUCAGCCACUGUGAAUUUGCUCUGCUCCGAGACUUUGUCAUUAGGACCCACCUUCAGGAUUUAAAAGAAGUAACACACAACAUCCACUAUGAGACAUACAGGGCCAAACGACUGAAUGACAAUGGAGGACUCCCCCCAGUGACCGUAGAGACAGAAGAAAACCACGAAAGUAACCUGUGAAUGACCCAUCCUGUUGUCUGCUGUCUUGGAAUCAUAUCCACUAUUCCCCCAUCCCUUGAUUUGAAUUCAGGCCUCUUUUAGAAGCAUGUGGAAUAUCUUUUGUGUAUACAGAAGGGGGAAGAACGUGGGACAUGACCCUCAACUUUCUCCAAAUGUCCCCAUCUUGUUCUACUUCUAUUAUUAUUAUUAUUAUUAUUAUUAUUAUUAUUCAAAUUUUGUAUUUUGCACAGCAGACUCUAGUCUUCCAUUGUAUUCCAGUAUUCAGUUGUGCAUCCUGACUGUGGAAAAUGUUUGGGUAUUCUGGAAGUGGUAAAAUAUCUGGGAUCAUGUGAAAUGCCCCCAGAGGAGGAAAAAAUGAGAUCAGUGAGGAGUGUUGUAAGCACUAUGGAGGAAACAGAAAGCCAUACUUUGGAUGCAAGUGUCACUGGUCUGGAAGAGAUUGGGUUGCUUUGCACUGUGAUAGGUGGUUUGUGUCAUAGAUUCACUUCUCAACAUAGAAGCAGGAAAUAUAGAUUUAGACUGGCAUCUUAAGCACUGUUGUGUGGUAGUAAGUGCCAAUGAAAUCAAUGGGAGGGAUUUGUUUCCGGGUAAAAUGUGUUUAAUUAGAAGUAAUGUGCCAGUGUGGAAAGAUGAGAUAUUGGUCACUUUGUUUUCAUGAAAAGACUGAUUGGAGACAAAGUUGUAGAGAGAGAAAAAAGAGUUGAUAUUUGAUUUGGAAGUAAUAGUUUUCUUGGUGUGCUAAAAAAAAGAGCAUUUUGUGAAAAGAAACCUUUCAGACUGUGGUGCAAAUAUUUUUUGUUAGGUACAAAGAUCACUUUUAAAUCACCAUUACAUUGUCAGAUCUCUUGGUUCUGCCAUUGUUAGAGCUGCGCUAAGAAUGCUUUAUAUAAAUAAAGACACAUUACUGUAACAAUCCUCUUUGGAUUGUUGCAGCAGGUAGAAACAUGAGAAGUAUGACAUGUUCCAAUUGUGCCUUUUCUCCCUCUGACUUAUUGACUAUGAGGGGAUAGCUUUCUGCUAAGCAGAAAACAUCAUAGGCUGGGAAUAUUAACUCCCAAAGAUCCCCCCACCUAUUAUACAGGGAGAGGUCCAACAGCAUGAAGAGGCUACUUAGGACACAAUAUGGCAUUCUUAUUCUGACUUUACUCAUGAUAGGCCUUGCUCAGGUGGCUUACUCAUCGAGUUGUGGGCAUACUGCCAGUGACAGAAUAUAUCUUCUGAUAUCUUUUGUGUCUCAGAGAAUCCUGAUCCUGACCUUUUAUUUUUUUGAAAAAAGUAAGAGCAAGUGCCUAGUUUCCAUGGCUUUGGAGGAAAAGUAUGAAGAUGUGUGGGCAUCUGGGGAAGGCUUAGAAAGCAGAAAUGGUCUUCUGAUGACUUUACUGUCUUGGGCAGGCCCCUAACUGUCUCUGUUACCCUGCCUUUGGUAUUUCAUAUACUUUCUAGAGUGUUAAUACUAAUGAACAGUAUUGUCCCUCCUUUAAAAAAAAAAAGCACCAACCUUCCUCAUUCAUAAACCUUUUAUCAACAGCUGUUCCAUUCAUUAUGGAAGAAUUCAAACAUACAUCUGAGGAAGCAGGCUCAAGUCUAUGAAGGUUCAUGUUUCCAUCUUCUUUCUUUCAGUUCAUCUCAAAGGUGCUGCAAGAUCCCUUUCCAUACUGGUCCAUUCAUUAGGCAAACUGAGAAAGCUGCCUAAGACAGCAGAACACCAAAUUAGGUUGCUUGGCACUUCCGAAAGGGUCUCAACCACAUCAUGCCUCCCUCCUGUUACUACCUCUCCUGCUUCUUUCUUCUCUCUUCCUUGCUUCAUGCCGCUAUGCCUCCUUCCCUCCCCCAUGUCUUGUGUCCUGCCCUAUGCCUCCCAAUCCUUCUUCUCUUUCUGCUAUACCUCACCUUAAGCCAAAGCCUACAUGCUCUCUGAAAAGUGGCUAAUGGGCGAGGUGAGGUGAGGUGCAGGGAGAGUGCAACAGGAGGAAGGUGGUGACAGCAGGGAAAUGAGAUGAGUGUAAAAAGAAAAGUAAUAAAUCACUAAAGAUUAAUCUCUAAAUCAAAACUCUACAGGAGUUCCUAAAGUCUGGAUAUUUUGACACUAGAGGGUCUCUUUAGACCAAAGACUUACAUAGUUCAGAAUUCUGUUCACACAAUGAUCCAGCAGUUGCCUAUAGGAAGUUCACAAGCAAGGCAUGAAUACAACUGCACCUUCCCACUCAUGUUCUGCAGCAGCUGGUAUUAUCUGCCUUUGAAGCCAUCUGAUAUGGAUCUGUCCUACUUUAAAGCCAUCCAAGUUGGCAGCCGUUAAAUGCAGAAUGUGGUAGUAAAUUCCACAGUUUAAUUAUUUCUUGUGGUAGUAAAUUCCAUAAUUUAAUUAUUUCUAGUUCUACCAAAAAAAUAAAUAAAAUAAAAUCUAGUACAGUGAAUAGACCUAUACACAGUAUUUCAAGUGUGGUCAAACUUUGGAUUUAUAUAGGGAUGCAUAGCACUGGCAGUUUGGAAAUAAUUUCUAAUUAUUUCCAUUGUGAAAUUUACCUCCUUUUUUGCUGACUUGUACACUGGGUCCAUAUUGUCAUCUAGUUAUCCACCACAGCCCAGUGUCACUCAUUCCCAUCAAUAGGUGUAUAUGUGAAGUUGGAUUUUUUAAAAAUCCAGUUUGCAUCAUUCACUUUGAAAUGUAUUUUGUUACUUUGAUGCUCAUUCCCCCAAUUCAGAGAAAUCCAGUUGGAGCACUUUACAGUCCACCCUGCCUCCAUUACCAGUUACCAUCUUUACCAGUAUUAAUGAGACAAUAAAACAGACUUAUAAUCUUGUAACCUUUGGUACUUAUGUUUAUGGUUGUCAAUGACUAAAUAUGACCUCUAAAACCCACAAGCCAGGCAGUACCUCAAUUGAAGGCUUUAUGAGACGCUGCAGAUCACAGUGCUGAGAAAUGACAACUGUGGUGCUUUCCUGGCUGUGGAGCAUUUUGAGACAAGCAGCUGCAGUAGAACCCCGAGAAGUCUCUCCAGCUGCGUGUCUCCGGGCAACUUGCAACCAGGAGAGCAAUGUAUCCCAGCACCCUGAUCUGCAGCACCUUCAAAACCCUUCAGUUGGGGUUUUCCCUUGCUUAAAGAGCUACAUUUGGGCAGGGAUGUGUGGCAUUGGCAGAUUAGCUAUCAUUGUAGCUACAUCUGAAAAUACAGGAUCAGUUCACCUUAAAUAAAUUGGUGUCACCAGCAAACAUGGCCACCUCACUGCUCACCUGCCAUUAUGAACAAAUUAAAAGGCAUCAGUCCCAAUACUGGCCCAUGGCAAACCCCACUGCUUACAUCCUUCCAUCAUGAGAAAUGACCAUUUGCUCCUCUUCUCUGCUUUCUAUUCUUUAACUAGUGACCAAAUCAUAACAGUGAUCCUCCUCUUAUCCUAUGCUAAGUAUGCUCAAGCUUCUUGUUACCAGAUCAACUCUCACCACUUGUUUAUUAAUGCUGUCACGUAACUCUGAAAGGUUAGAGACAGGAGCUGACUUUGCAGAAGCCAUGCCAAUGCAUUUCCAAUUAGCUUGUUAUUCUAUAUUUAAGUGAUGUAACUAAUUCAUGCAGUGACUUCAGAUCUCUAGAUAACUGUCCUCCAUAGCUUUAAAAAAUAUGUACAGCAAUGAUGAGAAAAGUGUUAACUUCUAGAUGUUGACAGACUAUAACUCCCAUCAUCCCUCACUGUUAGCUGUGUGGCAAGGGGCAGUGGAGUUGCAGUCUAGCAAAACAUGUUCCUCGUGUUAGGUAUACAGAUGUUCCCAGAUGGACAGCUCAUAGUAUUACCAAUCAAAAUACACUGUGCAACUAUUUGAUGUUUUCCUUUUUUUGUCUGGAAAGUAAAAAAGAUGGAAGAAAUAUUUAUAAAACAUGUUACAAAUAGAAAAUAAUUAUGUCUGAACCUCCUGUAAAAUUCUGUUAAUGGGUUAGGAUGAUUGUGCAAUAAACACUCCAUCUGGAAGACCCAUAGCACCUAUGCCACUUCCACAUUUGUUUCCAUAUUGACUUAACUGUUUGC
Messenger RNA from Sceloporus undulatus (fence lizard), 5285 nucleotides. RefSeq names its product septin 3 (gene SEPTIN3). The record is from RefSeq and is a predicted model, not a curated record. Gene Ontology annotation, molecular function: GTP binding; GTPase activity; molecular adaptor activity. Gene Ontology annotation, biological process: cytoskeleton-dependent cytokinesis. The coding region runs from base 216 to 1268 and encodes 350 amino acids. Gene Ontology annotation, cellular component: septin ring; cell division site; neuron projection. The transcript has 10 exons. NCBI's taxonomy places the organism in Eukaryota, Metazoa, Chordata, Lepidosauria, Squamata, Phrynosomatidae.